Messenger RNA from Carassius gibelio (silver crucian carp), 2559 nucleotides. RefSeq names its product proliferation-associated 2G4, a (gene pa2g4a). Lineage: Eukaryota; Metazoa; Chordata; Actinopteri; Cypriniformes; Cyprinidae. The record is from RefSeq and is a predicted model, not a curated record. The transcript has 13 exons. Bases 139 to 1317 code for a protein of 392 amino acids.
CGACACCUGUGAUGCGGCAGCGUACGUAGUAGGCGUGGCUACGCUGUACGGUCGGCGAGCCGCCUGGUGGUAGCGUGACUGAUUUCUGCUGUCCGCUCAUCGUACAGCCAGAGGGACGCUUCGAAAGCCGGUGCAACGAUGUCCGAUGACGAGCAGCAAGAUCAGACCAUCGCCGAGGACUUGGUCGUGACGAAGUACAAGAUGGGUGGUGACAUCGCCAACCAGGCGCUGAGGGUCGUCAUCGAUGCCGCAAAACCAGGAGUUUCAGUUCUCAGCCUCUGUGAGAAAGGAGAUGCUUUCAUCAUGGCAGAGACUGGGAAGGUCUUUAAGAAGGAGAAGGACAUGAAGAAAGGCAUUGCGUUCCCCACCAGUGUGUCAGUCAAUAACUGUGUCUGCCACUUCUCUCCCUUGAAGAGCGACCCCGACUACACGCUGAAAGAUGGAGAUUUGGUCAAAAUUGAUUUAGGAGUACAUGUCGACGGCUUCAUCUCCAACGUGGCCCAUAGCUUUGUUAUUGGAGCUACUAAGGAAGCACCUGUGACAGGAAGGAAAGCUGAUGUCAUCAAAGCAGCACACCUGUGUGCAGAAGCAGCUUUGCGUCUCGUCAAACCUGGCAACCAGAACACUCAAGUAACAGAUGCCUGGAAUAAGAUUGCUCACUCAUUCAAGUGCAAUCCAAUUGAGGGUAUGCUGUCUCAUCAACUAAAGCAACAUGUUAUUGAUGGAGAAAAGACCAUUAUCCAGAACCCUACAGAUCAACAACGGAAGGACCAUGAGAAGGCAGAGUUUGAAGUUCAUGAAGUUUAUGCCGUGGAUGUGCUGAUCAGCACAGGAGAGGGGAAGGCGAGAGAUGGCGGCCAGAGGACAACCAUCUACAAAAGAGACCCCAGUAAGCAGUAUGGGCUGAAAAUGAAGACCUCAAGAAUGUUCUUCAGUGAGGUGGAGAGGCGCUUUGAUGCCAUGCCCUUCACUCUCAGGGCGUUUGAGGAUGAAGGAAAGGCUCGUUUGGGAGUGGUGGAGUGUGCCAAACAUGAGCUCCUGCAGCCUUUUAGUGUGCUGAAUGAGAAAGAAGGUGAGUUUGUGGCUCAGUUUAAGUUCACAGUGCUGCUCAUGGCCAAUGGGCCCUUGAAAAUCACCAGUGGACCACUUGAAGCGGACCUCUACAAGUCUGAAUAUGAUGUUCAAGAUCCUGAACUGAAGUCUCUCAUCCAGAGCUCUGCAAGUCGCAAAGCACAGAAGAAGAAGAAAAAGAAGGCCUCCAAAACUGCAGAGACUGCUACAGGCCAACCAGCUGAGAAUGAAGUUGCAGCUAAAUAGAGGCUACACCCUCGAAGAGCAAAAACAUCAGCAUUUCACUCUCGCCCUGUUUUAUCCUCUUCACCAUCAAACAUUGGCUCAAGAGUCACUGUUAAAGCCUGUGUUUAAAUGAUUUCUGCCUCCCCCUGUUAUGGAGAAAUAUGUCAUUAAGAUUUGGACUCCAAGCGAGUGCAACAAAUUUGUACUUUCAUAAUAAAUCUACUUACUCUUUUUGCAGCACUCAAUUUACAUUUCAACUGGAACGCAAUGCCUUUUUCACAAUGUAAUUAAAAAAGCUUCGCAAUUCUUUUUGGAGAGUUGCGUUUUUCACAACAUAUACCGCUGACUGUAUAAAAUGCUUUGUUUGGCCCAUAGGUUCAUUUGAAACAGCAUUACAUUAGACGAAGUGGUUUGGGAAAGAAAAAAUUGUUUUUUUGCAUUUAUUUCUCAGGGUUCUGAAGAAAAAGUAGUUUUGGACCGUCAGAAUCAAGAACACAUCCCUGGAGAAUUUGAUGACUUGCUGGGGCAUUAGAAUUUGAAUUCAGUGUACGGAAUUCCCGAGCACUUCUUUGUUGUGAUGCUAUAGCAUUUCAAAAAGCGGAACAUUACAUCUUUUUCUAUAACUGCCAUCCCUUUCUACAAAUGUCACAUCUGAAGAUAAAAUUAAGGAAUGUUUUGGUCAUACUUUUAUUCCUGCCCAUUUUCUUAUUUCACGUUUUAAUUGGUUUAAUUAUAUUUUGUUGAUCCUGGGAGAUUUUCCAAACAAACUUAAAGGUCAAUUAAUUCAAGUUGAUAUUAGAAAGUCUGAUUUAUUAGGGAUUUGGUUAAAGGUCUGGCCCAAGACACACUGAAGCUACUUCAACUCACUGAAAAAGGUUAUGACUUCCACUUGCCAAGGGCGAACAGCAUAUUAUCACUUUACCGUUUAUGAGCAAUAGUAUCUGUUUGACUGAAUAUUCAGCUCAAAGCUAGGCUUGGACUGGAUUGAGAAGCUUUCCCAGUGUCAUUUUACAAUCCAGUCAGUGCAGUUAUUUCAGGAGACGUGGUGGGAAGUGGCUCUAGAGCAUUUCUGGAUCAGUCCUGUUAGUUGGGGCUUAAACAUCUUUUUAAAUGUUGGUUAUUGUUACUUGUUCUGUUUCUAGAUUGUAACAGUUAAUGUGGGAGAGGAGGCCAGAGGUUUGGAUUUGACACAAUCUUGUUUUUGUAGAACCAUCAUAUGGGGCUAUUUUACAACUAAUGAAAUAAAACAUAACUUUUAAUAUA